CCAGGUUGGCUGGGACACUGGUGGUUGGGUGGUAUACGUUGCUAUGACCGUGGUGACGGUGGUGCAGAUAUCUACCGCUUCUACCACGAACUCUUCGACAUCUACCCCGAUACGAGGAAUCCUACCAUGUUCACGUAUUAUCUUGAGAUCCAUUCUCCAUAUCAAAAGUUCAUAGUGUGUGUCAAAGUUGGGAUGCCUUAUCAAUUCGAGAAUCCAAUGGUAUGGGGCAUAAAUACUAUUGAAGUCAAGAUUCGUAUCCCACUAUUAACGUUUACGAGUUACUAUAGAAUAAUUGUGACAGCAUGGUGCAACAAUGGAACAGAAGUUAUCGACGAUGAGGACGAUUACGAAGAAUCCCUGGAUACAUCAAUGUAUUCUUCCGACAGUGAAUUAGAACAAGAAUACAUUUAUGAUUUAACAGAGACCAGAGGUCUCUGGAUCAAUGUGACAGAGCCACCUUUGAGUGGUGGUGGAGGUGGCGGUGGGAAGGGUAAAGGUAAAGGUAAAGGGAAGGGUAAUGUAACAGAUUCAGCUACUGAUGAGGAAAGUCUAAAACCACCAAAAGUAUCCUGGCAAGAACCUGAGAAUUAGAUUGGCAAAGCAUUACCUAUGUAUAGAAGAGA
Messenger RNA from Papilio xuthus (Asian swallowtail), 623 nucleotides. RefSeq lists its product as uncharacterized. The coding region runs from base 127 to 591 and encodes 154 amino acids. The transcript is spliced from 3 exons. The record is from RefSeq and is a predicted model, not a curated record. Lineage: Eukaryota; Metazoa; Arthropoda; Insecta; Lepidoptera; Papilionidae.